Mizuhopecten yessoensis (Yesso scallop) is the source of this 2623-nucleotide messenger RNA. RefSeq names its product tetratricopeptide repeat protein 25-like. The coding region runs from base 81 to 1586 and encodes 501 amino acids. The transcript is spliced from 12 exons. Gene Ontology annotation, molecular function: protein binding. Gene Ontology annotation, cellular component: cytoplasm. The record is from RefSeq and is a predicted model, not a curated record. Lineage: Eukaryota; Metazoa; Mollusca; Bivalvia; Pectinida; Pectinidae.
CUUCGUUGCUAGGGAAAAUACCGGAAGAGGGACCCGUAUCCAUUAGUCUGAAAGUGUGAAAGUUACAAUCAAGCAUCAAGAUGUACGACGGCGAUGAAUCUGAGGGUCCGAAAGGAACUUUUGAAAUAUACAAAGCUGAGGCAGACACUCUAUACAAACAAGGAGAAUAUAGAAAAUCUAUUGAAAGUUACACGACAGCGUUGGAGCUACAGCCAAAUGAGAAAAAUACUUUGGUAGCCAGAUCAAAAUGUCAUCUACAACUUGGAGACACUGCCAGUGCUUUGCUUGAUGCUGAAACAUCACUUAGUGAUGACAAAACUUUCCACAAGGGUGUGUACCAGAAGGCCCAGGCCCUCUACUACCAGGGCGAUUUCGAAAUGGCUCUCGUCUUUUACCACAGAGGACAUAAACUAAGACCGGAGCUGCAGGAGUUCCGUCUGGGCAUUCAGAAGGCCCAGGAAGCCAUCGACAACUCUGUAGGAUCCCCAGACAAAGUCCAGCUGACCACAGAAGGUGACCUUACCUUCUUUCAGAAACAGGAUGAGAAGCGACUCCCCAAGCGAGGAGGAGGUUAUAGUAUGGGACGUUCUCUGGCUCAAGCGCCUAUUAGAAGAAGGAAGUUUGACCUCAACAGAUCACCCGGUAACGAGAAAACCAUCAAACAGCUCCUCGGGGAGUUAUAUGGCGACAGACAGUACCUUGAGAGGCUUCUAAAAGAAACAGAUCCCAACACAAACAUGGGUAAGACGAUAUCCAACCUGGUAGAGGAGGGAUUGAUGUACCUCGACACACGCACAGACUUCUGGCGCCAACAGAAACCAAUGUACGCUCGUAGACACGAAAAGAUCAUGCAAAGGCACCGGUUUGAGUCGAACACAGGAAAACUCUCACCCAACGACUACAUCAUCAGAGAACUAGAGCGAAUAGACCUAGCACAAAUUGAAGGAAAGUACCAAGAAAGUUUAAAGAAAGCUCAAAGAUGCCUGAGUACAGUGGAGAACUUUACAGAAGAUCAAGUACCUAACAAACUAGAGGUGAUCGCUAACCUACACAGCUGUAUCGGCAAUGCCUACCUAGAGAUGGGACAGUUUGACAAAGCUUUGGAACACCACCAGCUAGACUACAACAUGGGAGACGCACAUAAUCUGGAAGAAGCCAAAUCCAGAGGGUUAGAUAACUUGGGUCGAGUCAACGCAAGACACGGCAACUACCAAAAAGCCAUUGAUGUAUGGGAACAAAAACUUCCAAUAUCUAAAUCAGCAUUAGAAAGCACAUGGUUGUAUCAUGAAAUUGGUCGCUGUUAUUUAGAAAUUAAUAAAUUUGAAAAAGCAAGAGAUUACGGAGAGAAGUCACUGACAGCAGCUGAAGAGGCAGAGGAUCCAAUGUGGCAGCUUCAGGCUACUGUCCUUAUAGCUCAGUCAGAAGUAAAACUUGGAGACUUGAGCGGUGCUUUAGCAACAUUUGAAACCUCAUUAGAUCUAGCAAGGGCACAAGGUGACACUUCAGCAGAGACAGCCAUAAAGAAAGCCAUAGGAGAAGUGAACGCUAAAAUAGCUAAAGAUGAUGAUAAGGGAGAAGGGGACUGAUCAAAAAGCAGAACAUCUAAAACAUAACAUCAAGCUGUAAUAACAAACAGUUAUAAAUGACACAGAAAACAUCCUGUAAAUUAGAUAUAAGAUGGAGAGUGAAAAAAAAAUGGACUGGAAUUGUAAAAUGUUAAGAUUUAUUAGGCCUUACUGAUGUCAAUAGGCAUGGACGCACUACCCUGCAAAUGUUGUCAGACUUUAAAAACUAUGUAACAUUAACAGGAAACACCAAGUUAUUUUGAUUUACACAUAUUGUGUAUAAUAUCAAUAGAAUGAUUAAAACUUUACCAUCAAAGUUAGAAUUUUUUUGAGUUUUUCAUUUGAAGAUUAUUUUCUGAGCAAGUCUUUCAAACUUGAAUCUUCUUUUUAGGAUAUCAACAUCAGUGUGCAAAAAUAUAUAAAUUUCAGUUUUUUGAGAAGGGAAUUGAUUUAAAGUAGAACAACACAAUUUCAUUUUUUAACAUCUGUGCAAGUUAAGUAUAUCAUUAAUCAGAAAUAUCUGAUGUGAGCCAAAGGAAAACUAGUCAGUUUGCUAACAUGGUUCUCUCUUAUUUUUGGAGGGGAGAGAGAGAGAAUAAUCAAGAAAAUUUCAUUGUUGAUUUUAUUUUUUAAACCAUAUUUUUAUGAUAUAAUUUUACCAAUGUGCCAAAUGGAUAAGAAUAUCAUGAAGUUGACUGUAUACUGUAUUUAUACAGUAAAACCUUGUUAUAAUGACUUCGUGUGUAUUAUUUGCCAUCUUACUUACCAAUACCGCCAACAUGGUAUGUUAAUAUCCGAUUCUUCUUUUUUUUUUUUUUAUCAAAUAAUUAAUGUCUUCCUGAAUAAAAUGCCAAACUCUUUUAAAAUACCAAUUUUUUAAUGGGCAAAUAGUGACACUGUAUAAUUAAUGAGGUUUUACUGUACUGUCCUCAGUGAUGUCAUCUAACUGACAUAUUUAUACAACAAAUUUGACGUUUGGAUUCAUUUUUGUGACUGAAUUAAUUAAGAAGGACAAUAUCGAAAAUGACAUAUUAUAAAUUAAAUUUGUUUUAAGUUAA